This is a messenger RNA of Glarea lozoyensis ATCC 20868, 621 nucleotides long. Its product is annotated as ClpP/crotonase. Gene Ontology annotation, biological process: protein quality control for misfolded or incompletely synthesized proteins. NCBI's taxonomy places the organism in Eukaryota, Fungi, Ascomycota, Leotiomycetes, Helotiales, Helotiaceae. The record is from RefSeq and is a predicted model, not a curated record. Gene Ontology annotation, molecular function: ATP-dependent peptidase activity; ATPase binding; serine-type endopeptidase activity. Gene Ontology annotation, cellular component: endopeptidase Clp complex. The transcript has 4 exons. The coding region runs from base 1 to 621 and encodes 206 amino acids.
AUGUGGACACCGGUCCCUUUUAUCACAGAAACCAUCGGCGGCGGCUAUCGCACUUCCGACAUCUUCUCAAAGCUCCUUCAGGAACGCAUCAUAUGCCUCAACGGGGAGGUCAAUGAGACAGUAUCCGCAGCGGUGGUCGCCCAGCUCCUCUUCCUCGAAUCCGACAACCCCGAAAAGUCGAUCACGCUCUACAUCAACUCUCCCGGUGGUUCUGUCACCGCAGGUCUCGCCAUUUACGAUACGAUGUCCUACAUUCGGUCACCAGUGUCUACUGUUUGUGUGGGUCAAGCCGCCUCGAUGGGCUCCUUGCUGCUGUGUGGUGGAGAGGCCGGCAAGAGAUUCUGCUUGCCGCAUUCUUCAAUCAUGAUACAUCAGCCGAGCGGAGGAUACUUUGGGCAGGCGUCAGAUAUCGCGAUUCAUGCGACGGAGAUACUGAGGGUACGGAAACAAUUGAACGAGAUUUACGCCAAGCACCUGACCAAAGCGCAUUCGUUGGAAGAUAUUGAAAGGUUGAUGGAGAGAGACAAAUUCAUGAGCGCCUCUGAAGCUCUAGAGAUGGGCAUCGUGGAUGAAAUUUUAGACAGAAGAUUAGAAGACAAGAAUGCAAACAUAACGGAGUAG